AUGGUCGGAACGUCCAGGUCAUCUCAAAGUGGAAGCCACCAACGUCUCUGGGAUGAGGAAUAUGUCAUUCAGCUAGAGGCGUGGUUGGAUUACUGCCUGCUAUGGGGGAUCGAUUUUAAAUCGAGCAUCAUCAGUCAUCUCGAGGCGCAAACUCACAGGACUUUCACACUACAGCAGGUGCACAGAAGGCUUACACUGGAAUGGAAUCACCUAGGACAUGCCGAUUCUGACAGUGUCGAUGAUUUGUAUAGACAAGGCACUGCGUGUCUUGCCUAUUUGACUGAUUCCGAGAGGGCAGUCAUUGAGAGGGCGGUCAACGAUCUUGGGCCCCCGAAAACCGAGAGUCUAUUAAAAGACACGUCCAGCACGCUCCGAUCGAAUUUAGGAAGUGUUCCGAUUGACCAUCAGUCAUCUCAUGACUCGACACAGCCAAAUGUUCCUGUUGUUGCCACAACAAGUACCGCAGAGGACCGGCUUUCAGACACAAGCAGCGACUUGUCAGAUUAUGAUGAAAGAUAUCUCCAGGAAGACUUUUUGAAACCCCAGUCUAUCCGAGGCAAUAGCAUGCCAUUUGAGCCUAGGAAGGUCGGAACUGAAGUUUCUCGGACAUCUUCGCCUUUAUUCCUCCAAGUACAACUGACAGAGCCCACAGAGGCUCAGAACGUAGGAUUUCCCGAAGUCAAGACCGAGGUUUCUACCACGGACCGAUUUCUCUCAACGCGCGCCUCUCCGACAUCAGUAGGGAAUCCAGAACCCGAGAUCGCUACAAUUGAGCAAGAACUCUCAAAAGUCAAGGAAAAAUUGCGCGCAAGCGAAAGCAAAGUCAAUACGUUACAAAACCAGGUGUUCGACAUGACCGACCGCCUGUAUCGGGCGCAGAUCGAGAUGGAAGAGCUGCAGCAUCGUAAUCGCGCAGCAGUCGAUCACAGGGACGACGCCGGUUGGCCUGUAAUUCUACAAGAAGAAAAUACUGCCCUAAGGAAGCAUGUUCUCGCGAUGCAGGCUAGCAGAGAGGAUAUUAAGAAAUUCGAGUGCAACGGCUUAGGGCCUAGCGACACCAACGUCGAGAAACAGUUAUCGGAUUUAUGCAGCAAUAUUCGAGACGCUUGCAAUUCAUUUGGCCCCGAUGAAGUCGUGGUUGAUGAGCCUUUGAGAGAAACAGAGUUUGACCCAAUGAGCUUUAUAGUGUCCAAUUGGGCUGAGACAGCCUCUGGGCAUGAUCUUUCGCGACUUCUUCGGCAAAGCUCCGAGCUUGGGGUAUACAGAUCGGACGUUCUCAGGUCUCUUGUGGCAGCUGGAAUAUGCAAGCUCGUAUUUGAGUCUCCAGUCUCUCAUCUCUCGAUUACUGAAUCGCCUAUACUUAGGCAUUACCGAAAGCAACUUCUAAGUCGAGGUAAAUUUUCCCAACUCACUGUUACAUUGGAUUUGGCUGAUAAAGAAGACUUUAGAUGGUCCUAA
Pestalotiopsis fici W106-1 is the source of this 1458-nucleotide messenger RNA. RefSeq lists its product as uncharacterized. Bases 1 to 1458 code for a protein of 485 amino acids. The record is from RefSeq and is a predicted model, not a curated record. The transcript has a single exon. NCBI's taxonomy places the organism in Eukaryota, Fungi, Ascomycota, Sordariomycetes, Amphisphaeriales, Sporocadaceae.